This is a messenger RNA of Prunus avium (sweet cherry), 2824 nucleotides long. Lineage: Eukaryota; Viridiplantae; Streptophyta; Magnoliopsida; Rosales; Rosaceae. The record is from RefSeq and is a predicted model, not a curated record.
UUUCGUGGAGAGUUUUGAGGAUUUUAAUUAAUUCAUUCACAGAAAGAGAAAUGGGAAGAGAACAAGCACAAAACAGGUUAGAUACGGUGGCAGUGGCAAUAGACAAGGACAAAUCAAGUCAAUAUGCUAUCAAAUGGACAGUUGAAAAUAUUCUCACCAGGGGCCAAGCUCUCACACUGCUCCAUGUUAAACAUAGAACUGCAGUUUCCAGCCAAACCAGGUGCACGGUUCCUAUCUCCGAAGUCACAGAGGAGGCUGCAAAAGCGCACAAAAGCCAACUUGAAGCUCAAGCCAACGAGUUGUUUCUACCGUUCCGCUGCUUUUGCGCGAAAAAGGAUCUAAAAUGCAAUGAAGUCAUAAUUGAGGAUACAAAUACAGCAAAAGCUCUGGUUAACUAUGUUAUCAAUAAUUCAAUUGACAUUUUGGUACUUGGCGCACCAGCAAGACACGGCCUUCUCAGAUUCAAAACUACAGAUGUUCCAAGCACCGUGUCAAAAGAGGCACCGGAUUUCUGCACUGUGUAUGUCAUUGGCAAAGGAAAGAUCUCAUCUAUGCAUUGUGCUACCAGAACAUUGCCCCGUAAAGCUUCCUCGCGUAAUCAAAUACAGGACCAACCCAGAAAAGUUUUUGAAUCAAAUUAUACAUUCAAUCACAACCAGCAACCUAGAGCAUCAGAGAGGACUCAGUAUCCACCCCAUAGUAUGCUAGAUGGCAUUGAAAUCAGUAUAUGCAGGUCGCCAUUCACAAGAGCAACAGCUUCAAAUAACAAAUCAUAUGAGCUCUCGUCAGAGACCGAUAUAUCAUUCGUGAGUAGUGGAAGGCCAAGUGUGGAUAAAUUGUUUCCUUCUUUCUAUGAUGGUAUGGAAUCAGGACCUCGAAGUUCAAUCAGCUCAGAUAUGGACACCAUAAGCUCUACAUCAUCUUACUCAGGACACAAGUUCAUUGACAUGAACUCUUUGCAACAUGAAUUCUCAUCCUCCUCAAUUGAAAGUGAAAAUUCAUGCUCAUCGCGGAAUAUGGAUGAAAUGGAAGCUGAAAUGAGGAGGCUCAGGCUAGAGCUCAAGCAAACGAUGGACAUGUACAGUACAGCCUGCAAGGAGGCACUCACGGCAAAAGAGAAGGCAAUGGAACUUCAACAAUGGAAAUUGGAAGAAGAACAGAGAUUACACGAGGCACGGAUAGCUGAGGAAGCUGCAUUGGCACUUGCAGAUGAGCAGAAAAUAAAAUGUAUGGCAGCCAUGGAGGCUGCAGAAUCAGCUCAAAGGAUUGCAGUACUGGAAGCACAGAAAAGGAGGAAUGCAGAAAUGAAAGCCCUUAGAGAAACUGAGAGGAAGAAGGCAUUAGAAGCAAAAACAUAUGAUUUCAUGUACAGGAAAUACACAAUUGAGGAGAUCGAAGUAGCAACAAAGAAUUUUUCAAAUGUAAACAAGAUUGGGGAAGGAGGCUAUGGGCCAGUAUACAGAGGUGAACUAGACCACACACCAGUGGCAAUAAAAGUUCUACGUCCGGAUGCAGCUCAAGGACGGUCGCAGUUCCAGCAAGAGGUUCAAGUAUUGAGUUGCAUGCGCCAUCCAAACAUGGUUCUCCUUCUUGGAGCCUGCCCAGAGUAUGGUUGCCUGGUCUAUGAGUACAUGGCUAAUGGGAGCUUAGAAGACUGUCUCUUCCGGCGAGGUAACACCCCAGUUAUUCCUUGGCAACUAAGGUUCCAUAUAGCUGCAGAAAUUGGCACCGGACUUUUGUUCCUUCAUCAUACCAAGCCAGAACCCCUUGUACACCGUGACCUGAAACCCGGAAACAUUUUGCUAGACCAUAACUAUGUGAGCAAGAUCAGUGAUGUAGGUUUGGCCAGGCUAGUCCCUCCAUCAGUAGCCGAUUCAGUCACUCAAUAUCAUAUGACAUCAACAGCCGGAACAUUCUAUUAUAUAGACCCAGAGUAUCAGCAAACUGGGAUGCUUGGAAUCAAAUCUGAUAUCUACUCACUUGGGAUCAUGUUUCUACAACUAAUAACAGCCAAGCCACCAAUGGGUUUGACUCAUCAUGUUCAGCGGGCUAUCGAGAAAGGGACUUUCCCAGAGAUGCUUGACCCUGCUGUUCCUGACUGGCCAGUUGAGGAAGCCUUAAAGUUUGCCAAGAUAGCUUUACAAUGUGCCGAAUUGAGGCGUAAAGACAGACCGGAUCUUGGAAAUGUUGUGCUACCUGAGCUGAACAGAUUGAGAAAACUAGCCGAAGAUAACAAGAUGUGUGGCAUCCUCGGUGGUGGUGAAGAAUUUUCACCAAGUCAUGGCCCCAUUUCCACAAUACAAGUGAGUUUCAUAACAUAAACCUUGCAUUGCACUUGAGGUUCAUAUUACAUACAGCUUAGUGAAACUUCAAAUUUUGGCAAACUGAAUGAGGUUCAUAUUACAUACAGCCUGUGAAGGCUUCACGAGAUUGUUAGCUCUUUUGUUUUUGGAUAUUUUGUGAACAUUUGUACUUAUUUAUUAACUUUUUGGGGUUUUUCUUUCAGGAUGUUAUGAGUGACUUUGAGCUACCACAGUCUGGAUACUAUAGCUCAAGCUCAAGGAGGAGUUCAAGGGCAUCAUGUUAUUAUGGAAGAAACUAAUACUUUCACUUCAAAUACAGCUUUUCAACUUCUUCCAAGUUUAAUCCAAUUUGAUCCAAACCUGCCCAUAGAUUGUUUAGGAAAUUAGGACUAUGUUGUGAGUCUGUUGAAUAUGUAUCCAUAAAUUCUUUAUUUUUUGAAAAACAAAUCUCCUCUUAGGCAAGGCCAUCUGACAUUCGAGACGUCAACACUGAAUACUCUUUUGCAAUACACGAGUGGCAU